Messenger RNA from Gadus chalcogrammus (walleye pollock), 1200 nucleotides. It is a transcript of the gene trmo, whose product is annotated as tRNA methyltransferase O. The transcript is spliced from 5 exons. The record is from RefSeq and is a predicted model, not a curated record. The coding region runs from base 1 to 1200 and encodes 399 amino acids. NCBI's taxonomy places the organism in Eukaryota, Metazoa, Chordata, Actinopteri, Gadiformes, Gadidae.
AUGACAGUCUACUCUGGCACUAUCCAGACUGUCCCUAUCGGCUACAUAAGGUCCUGUUUUUCAGCGAAGAAUGGCACACCUAGACAGCCCACGGUGUGUGGCCACUCCAGGGCCACGCUGUGCAUUCAGCCCAGUGUGUUCAACAACCCUGAUCAAGCUCUGAUGGGUCUCGAGCAAUUCUCCCAUGUAUGGGUCAUCUUCCUCUUUCAUAAGAAUGGUCACCUGAGUUACAAACCCAAGGUAAAGCCCCCCAGACUAAACGGUCAGAGGGUGGGUCUCUAUUCCACACGCACCCCUCACCGACCCAACGCCCUGGGCCUAACGCUGGCCAGGGUCGACAAAAUCGUAGGUGACACGGUACAUCUGUCAGGCAUUGACAUGAUUGAUGGGACUCCCGUUCUGGAUAUCAAGCCAUACAUCUCAGACUACGACUCCCCCCUCAGCCGACCCGGUGCAGAACCAUAUCAAAUGGAUGUAGGCCAACCGGAGACGGCAGCGGCGCCACAAGAUGAGGUAAUGGGCGACGUAUCAAGCUUCCGAAUGAACUCUGGGACUCCAUCCUCUGGGAAAGACACCUCAUUUGCUAGAGAUGAGUCUACCAAGGUUACCGGUCCCCACAGUAGUCCUAGAACUACGCUGAAGGACGAAGCCAUAACUGCUGACGUCGAGAAGAGAAGUGAGGCCUCUUCUUCGCCUGUUGCUGAUGCUAAUGCUGACUCCGCUGCCCCCUUUUCCAAAGAGCUGAGAAAUGUGCUAGUGGAGGUUAAAGCCUAUAUCAACGAUACUGAGCUGACCAGUGAAAAGGACAUAACAAAAUCCAAACGACCAGAGACGACCCAAUGCAAUCCUCGGCUUUGCUAUGGGGAAGAGGAGUACAGUACCAUUGCCACUUGGAUCAGAGCGCCCCCUGUUGGCAACCUGGAGGUGCGAUUCACGCCCCAUGCUCUUAGCGAAUUAGCAAAGUUUAUCCCGCCUCAACAUUCAGACCCCACCGGAAACGACUGUCCUCGCUUUAAGUUCCUACGCAGCCAGGAAGAGGCAUUGGCCGCCAUCAGAGCGGUUCUGUCGGCCGACCCGCGCUCCAUAUACCGGAGGAGCCGCUGUGAGGACAGACUGUUCUUCUUCACCCUGGACACCGCCGACAUCACCUGCUGGUUCGGCCCGGGCUUCGCUGAAGUCCUGCGGGUCCGGCGGGUCUAA